This is a messenger RNA of Meriones unguiculatus (Mongolian gerbil), 6969 nucleotides long. Its product is annotated as zinc finger protein 485-like. Bases 1 to 1614 code for a protein of 537 amino acids. The transcript is spliced from 4 exons. Gene Ontology annotation, biological process: regulation of DNA-templated transcription. The record is from RefSeq and is a predicted model, not a curated record. NCBI's taxonomy places the organism in Eukaryota, Metazoa, Chordata, Mammalia, Rodentia, Muridae. Gene Ontology annotation, molecular function: RNA polymerase II cis-regulatory region sequence-specific DNA binding; DNA-binding transcription factor activity, RNA polymerase II-specific.
AUGGACCUAAUGCAAAGUGAGGAGGAACCAGUGAUCUUCAAAGAUGUAGCUGUGUACUUCAGCCAGAAAGAGUGGCAGCUACUGGAGCCUGCUCAGAAGGACCUGUACAAGGACGUGAUGCUGGAGAACUACGGGAACCUGAUCUCUGUAGAAUAUUAUAUUUUCAAGCCAAAGUUGAUCACCAGGUUGGAACAAGGAGUUGACCUUUUCUCCAAAGAGAAUGAUGUUCCUGGAGAGCCCCAGCAAGGUGCAGCAGGAGUCAGCAGAAGUGACACCACUGCAGGGAAGAAGACAGGGAAUAACUCAAAGACAGAAAUCUGGAAGCCAGACAAUUCUAAGACAACAUCACUGGAGAAGCGAAAGAAAACAGAUAAAGGGGGUGUUUCCCAGAGUUUGAGGGCAGAAAAGAACUCCAAGUGUGAUGACAGACCACCUCAGAAUAAAGAGAAAGGUGGUUCAACUUCAACUACAGAAGGAGGCAAAGCAACCACUCCUGGCCAUAAGAAGCAUGAAUCUGUGACCCCGGGAACAUCCUCGAGUCAAACAUCAGCAACCACAACACCACAGAGCACCCCUCAAGAAAAGUUGACUUCGGGGAAAGACUCUCACGAGAAAACACAGAAUGUCAGCAGCUCCUCAAACCCAAAGCGCAAGCCUGCCCGACAAGGUAAGAACCACUUUAAAUGUAAGGAAUGUGGGAAGACCUUCAACCAGACCCUCCACCUUGUGGAGCAUGAGAGAAUUCACACGGGGGAGAAACCACACAAGUGUGACACAUGCGGCAAAUCUUUCAGGCACCUCUCAUACUUUCUUACACACUACCGAAUUCACACGGGAGUGAGACCCUACAAGUGUAAGGAGUGUGGCAAAGCCUUCAACAGCAGCUCCACUCUCAACAACCACUGCAGGAUCCACUCAGGAGAGAAACCUUUCAAAUGUGAGGAGUGUGGGAAAACCUUCAAGCAGAGCACAAAGCUCACUCGUCAUCAGCGGAUUCACACAGGGGAGAAACCCUACAAGUGUGGAGAAUGUAACAAGUGCUUUGGCCGCAGCUCAUCCCUGAGGGAGCACAAGAGGAUCCACACUGGAGAGAAGCCAUACCGCUGUCAGGUAUGUGGGAAAUCCUUCAGGGUCAACUCACAUCUUUCGGAACAUCAGCGGCUCCAUUUAAAGGUGAAGCCUUACAAGUGUGAUAAGUGUGGGAAGCACUUCCGAAAUAGCUCUUACUUGUCAGAACACAAGCAGAUCCAUGUGCCUGGGGCCCGGGUGGACUGCUCAGAAUGUGGAAAAGUCUUCGCUUGCAAAAUAGCCCUUCUGAAGCACCAGAAGAGACAUGAGGCAGACUCCAGGUAUCGGUGCAAGGGAUGUGACAAGACUUUUAGAUGUAAGUCAAGCAUCCAAAGGCAUGAGAGGCUACACGCUGGAGAGAAGCCUUUUGUGUGUACUAAGUGUGACAAAGGUUUCACUGACAAAACUACACUGAAUAAUCACUUGAAAAUCCACUCUGGAGAUAGGCCAGAUCCAUGUGCCCAGUGUGGGAGAACCUUUAAAAAACUGGCUACCCUGCUGCUUCACCAGAAAAAGCAUGUUAAAAAGAAACCUGAAGAUAUAUAAAAGACCUUUAUCUAGAACUCAUAUUUGGGUCUUGGGAACAAAGUCAAAAUGAGAGAGACUAUGUAAGCAAACAGUCCUUUCAUUUCUUAGUUGUUUUCUAAAAGACUGAUUUGAACCUUUCCCCCAUUUGGAGCACUUGUGCAAUAUAGGGACAUUUGUUGUUGUUACUUUUUCAACAGACAGGUGCUACUAUCAACUGCAUCUAUGGAUGGAGGCAAAGGAUGAUGUCAAACAUCCUACAAUGUACUAAACAGACUAUCUUGCCUUCCGAUAACUCAGAAUGAUCUGGCCUCUCUCAAACAAAAGCCCUUUGGGCAUUUGAAUUUGAGAAAGAAUUCAGGUAGAAUUUUGUCUGCCAGCCACUACAGUAACCACUAACUAGGCACAGUUGCUUAAAUGUCAAAGAAUCAACAUGAAAAAAAAAAACAAAACAUUUAAAUGUAAUCUAUUGGCUGUGUCAUCAACAGCACCAACAUUUCAACAAUUAGCGUGUCUAUGGGGCAUCAUCAACAGCUACCGUUUUCCAACACCAUGGAAGACUCCAUUCAGAGAGGAUCUUAAUGACAAACAAUUCUUUUAUGGGAUGACCUUGAGAAAAUAGGACAAAGCUUUGUGACACUGAAUUUGUGUGUUUUGUUUUUGGUUUUGUUUUUUUUUUUUUUUAAUAGCAGAAUGUAGCAUUUUGUAAGUUUUGUGAAUGUGUUGGAGCCUGUGAUAUUUGGAGCACUUUCAUAUCUCCAAUUGGCCAGUGGUCCACCCACAGGACUCCUACCUCCAUCUGUUCAGUGGGUUACUGAUGACGGCACUAAUAACUGUGAGCGUCUGUUGAUCAUUAUCUACCUAACAAGUGUGGUGCUGAACUCUUUAUGUGGAUUAGCAGAGCUAAUUCUCAUCAGAGUCCUAUGAAAUAAGAACUGUUAUGUACCUAGUUUUCUGUUGAUCAAGGCUUUCUUUAAGAGUGUUGUUGUUCUCCUCUCCAUCUCCUACUCUGCUUCUUCUGAUUCUUCUGAUUUUAUUAUUCUUCUUAUUCUUCCCAGAGGAUGCCUACCUCCACUGUGCCAUGGGCAGAAUGAUCAGUAGGUUACUAACAGCAUUACUGAGACAUUUCUGUGUUUGUUGAUGUCUUUCUACCUGUCAAAUAUGGUGCUGAAAUCUUUACAUGAACUACAUCACUUAAUCGAUCCUACCAGUAACAUGAAAUAAGGAGGAUUAUGUACAUAACUUUAUUUUAUUUUAUUUUACUUUUUUAUUUUUAUUUUUAUUUUUUUUUUUGAGGCAGGUCUCACCAUGUAGCCCUGACUAUCCUCAAGCUUGUGACAGUCUUUCUGCCCCAGCUUUUCUGGUGCUGGGAUGGCAGAUGUGAGCCACCAUGCCCAGCUGAGCUGCUUUGUAAGGAAGGUUUAUUUCCAAUAUUGCACUUAAAGCAAGACUGCAUUGCUAUUUUUAUAUUGCACUCUUUCAAAUAGAUAAGAUUUAUUAUAUGUUAGCAUAAAAUGUGUGUGUGUGUGCGCACGCGCGCGCGCGCGUGUGCGUGUGUGUGUGGGUGUGUGUGCUUGCAUUUCUUGUAAACAGCUCCUGAUAGCAGAAAGCAGGAGCUGGGACUGAGGUCAGUAAAUCAUGAAGUGUACAGACAUAGGUGGGUCUAGCUACAGCCAGUUGGAAGGUUUUGGUACAUACCACACGAAAUCAUUUAUGAAUUUUCUGUCCAGUGAUUGUUUGGAGGCAUACAAAGAAGGUAUCAAGUUAUUGGGACAGAGACUCAGCAUCUCAUGAAUCUGAAAGUAUUUUUCUCUGUGACCCUUCAUGGGAAACAUUGGCUGGCAACCUCUGAAUGGCAGAUGAGCUGGCGUGGAUUGAGACUCCUACUGCCAUUGUGCUGAGGGCAGAAUGCUUCAUGGGUUACUAAUGAGAUCACUGAUAACUGUGAGCAUCUGUUGAUUGCAUUCUACUUAUCAAGUGUGGUUCUGAACUCUGUGUGUGGAUUAGCAGAGCUAAUUCUCAUCAGAGUCCUAUGAAAUAAGAACUGUGUGUACCAAAUUUUCCAUUUUGAAAAUCAAGGCUUUUCUUUAAGGGUAUCUAUCUCCUCUCUCUUCUCCUUUCCUUUAUUAUUAUUAAUAUUUUUUUAAUUUACAGGACUCCUACCUCCAUUGUGCCUUGGGCAGAAUGAUCAGUAGGUUACUAACAGCAUUAUUGAGGCAUUUCCGUGUUUGUUGAUGUCUUUCUACCUGUCAAAUAUGGUGCUGAAAUCUUUACAUAAACUAUAAUAGUUAAUCAAUCCUACCAGUAAUAUGAAAUAGUAUGGAAUAAGUAUUAUGUACCUUUUUUUUUUUUUGAGGCAGAGUCUCACUGUGUAGCCCAGACUAGCCUUAAACUUGUGACAGGCUCCCUGCCCCAGCUUUUCUGGUGCUGGGAUGGCAGAUGUGAGCCACCAUGCCUGGCUGAGCUGCUUUGUAAGGAUAGGUUAUUUUCAAUUUUGCACUUAAAGCAAGACUGCAUUGCUAUUUUUAUAUUGCACUUUUUCAAAUAGGUAAGAUUUGUUAUAUAUUUGCAUAAAAUGUGCCUUAAAAUUUUGUAUAUUAUACACAUAUAUGUAAUAUAUAUGCGCUUGUAUUUCUGCUGUCCCCUGACAACAGAAAGCAGGAGCCGAGACAGAGUUCAGUAAAUCAUGGAGUGUACUGACUUAGGUGGAUCCAGCCACAGCCCACUGGAAAAGUGCUUUGGUACACACCACAUAAACCUGUUUAUGGAUCAUCAUCUAUCCAAUGGCUGCUUUGGGGUUUGCAAAGACAGAGUCAAUUUACUAGAACAGAGAGCCAGCAUCUGAUGAAGCUGUAAAGACUCUAUGGCCAGUGGAAAGUUGGCUAGCCCACCUCUGAAUGGCUGAUGAACUGGAAUGAAAUAGGGAGGAAGCGAUUCAGAAAAAGCAAAGGCUGAUGUUAAGGCAGCCUCAUUGGAACUUUUGGGCCACAUCUCUCAGUAUUGAAGAUGUUGCAGUCUACCACAGACCACCCGUGUGUGUUUGUGUGUGUAGCCACAUGUCUGCAUAUUAGAAGACAAGUUUUGGAGCCAUGGAAAUGGUUCAGUGGUUAAAGCCCUCGAAAAUGUGAAGACCCAAGUUCAGGUCCCCAGAAUACAUGUAAAUAUCAAGUGGGUGUAGUGCCCUCCUGUGAUUCCAGGCUCAGAAGGACAAGGGCUCUCCAGAGCAAGCUUUCUAGAAGAACUAGCCACAUGGAAGAAUUCUGGGUUUUUAUUGAGAGACUGCUCUCUGUUUGCACUCUCUCCCACUUAUGUGUGUGUGUGCAUAUGUAGACACCCAUGCACACAUGCACACAGCACUCACACAUAUACACUCAUGUGUAUGAAAGUGGAAAAAGCACAAAUUAAAUUAAAAAGACAAGUGCCAUAAAUAGGACCUGCCAGUAUUAGAUGUAGGUUCUAACCUGCUCUCACUUAAAUGUGCCAGUGACAACACUCAACACUGAUUUUGUUCAGAUUGUAGAAACUUGUCACUCACAGUUUGCAAAGCUCUGGCAGGUAUCGGGGCAGCAGGUGAGAAGACCAGAAUUAUCUACUGUCUUCUUCACCAGACCCUCAGCCAUGCUUGAAGGACUUCUCAGAAGACAUAUAUGGUGGCUAGUCCCACAAUACCAACUGAUGCAGCCUGUGUGUUCCAGACGCAGCCAAUGGAGUUGGGAGCCAGGGUAUAGCAAUGUUCCUAGGCUUCCUAGAUUGUCUUUAUAUCUUAUUUGGAACAUUUUCUUUCCACCCUUUGCUCUGAGAGAGUUAGAGGGCACACAGAUCUCUUAAAGUAAAAGCAGGGAAGCCACAAAUGAAGAAAUCCUAGGACUCUGGUUGGAGCUAUGUGAUGUGGACAUAACUCUCAAAAGGAUCACAGGAGUGGGACCAAUAUGUGAUGUGGGGAGGUGACUCCAUGUGUCCUGUUAUUUUUAUAGUGGUUGUUUAUGACUGUGAAACAUUUGCAUGUGAAUGGGACUGGCUAGGGUAUCUUCCCCUAGCAAGAGGAAAAAGAGACUAUGUUUAUUCGGAUCCCUUUGGUUGCAAACAAGAAGCCAACUCACACUAGCUGAAUUGAAAACCAAAGCAACAAAAGGAAAUUGUGAACAUGUAUACCUGGGAGGGCUCCGUGCAUGAAGGGUUCAUUGUUGACAGCUGUGAACCUCGAUUAGAAUCAAGAACUUGAUACAGCCAAGGCAUCUCUUAUCUCAGGAGCUCUGUGUAUUUACAUCGUCCUUCUUUCAUAAGACUGGAGCAUUCUCCAUGACAAGGAAAGAUGAAUGCCUCAUGUGCCGAUGCUUUUCAAACUUAGAAGAAACAGUGUCUCUCUCCCAGAUAAGUCCCAAAGAAGAUCCCAGCGAGGCUGCUGCAAUUGGGAAGUGGUCAAAGGACUGGUUGGGCCUUUUUAUCUUUGAGGAACUGCAAUGAGAAUGCAGCAAUUUUGUAAUUUUUAAAAAAGAUGAUCUCUACAGGGAGUUACCAGAAAGAUAGGAGCAAUCUCCCAGCAGUAGCAUGAACAGAGACAGCAGUUAGAGAGCAACCUGAUUGAAGUAUUGCCAGCAAUAGCUUUCUCUGUCUUAAACACACUCUAUCUCAAAGCAUGGCUGGUGUUUUGUUUUGUUUUGUUUUGAGACAGGGUUUCUCUCUGUAGCACUGGCUGUCCUGGAACUUAUUAUGUAGACCAGGCUGGCCUUGAACUCACAGAAAUUCACCUGUCUCUGCCUCCCAAGUACUGGGAUUAAAGGUAUCACUGCCUGGCUUUUUUAUUUUUUUGGUUUGGCUUUGUUUUGUUUUUCAUGAUAAAAUUAUUAUAUUCCUAAACUGGCAAGAAGAUUAAGCCAGUAACGGCGCAUAUUACUAAGCCUGGCGACAUGAGUUCAAUCCCAGGGUUUUACACAAUGGAAGGAGAAAACAGACUCUGGCAGGCUGUUCUCUGAUAUCCAUAUGGACACCCUGGCUUGCACACAAACAUAAACAUAUACACACAAUGAACAAAUGUAAUAAAAAAUGUCUUCUUUGAUUUGUAAUACAUCCCUGGUUAUUAUUCAAAGUUUAGUCAAAAGGUAUGUAAGAAGGUUCAUUCUGACAUUUAUCUUAAAGAAUGAAUACACAGCAAAUAUUCAACAAUGAAACAUAUAUUAUACUUUUUGCUUUUUUGAGACAGGGUCUUUCUAUGACAUCCUGGCUGACCUGGAAUGUAGAUCAGGCUGGCCUUGACCUCAUAAAGAUCCUCCUGUCUCUGCCUUCUAAGUGCUGGAAUUAAAGGCAUGUACCACCACACCCAGCUAUAUAUGUAUUUUAGUGCAUGUACAAGAAAAAUAAAAAUAGACUAUUGUCUUA